UCGCGCGAGCCGACUACUCUUUAAUUACGGAAAAAGAAAAAAAAGACUCCCUUCUUCUUCGUCUUCGUAAUUUUCAAUCUCUGCAAAAUAUGGCGGUUAAUUCUCCGACGAGUCGCUGCGCCGCUCAUCUCAGCCGCACCCUCGCUCCUCGCUUCCCUCUCCCUCUCCUCAACCGGACCUUCCGCCGGCCCAGUUUCCGCCCCGACUCAUCCCCCGCCAGGCUCUUCUCCGUCCGCUGCCACACGCCGUCGCCGGACGCCUCUCGGUCCAGCCGGCCCGAAGCUGCGAUCAAGUCCUCCUCCGCCUCGUCCGCCAUUGAUUUUCUCACAUUGUGCCACUCCCUCAAGACGACGAAGAGGAAAGGGUGGGUGAAUCAUGGAAUAAAGGGGGAGUCGAUUGCUGACCAUAUGUAUCGCAUGGCUCUGAUGUCUUUGAUUGCUGGCUAUAUCCCUGGUUUGAAUAGAGAAAGGUGUAUUAAGAUUGCUAUUGUGCAUGACAUUGCAGAAGCUAUUGUUGGAGAUAUAACACCAGCUGAUAAUGUGCCUAAGAAGGAAAAGAGCAGAAUGGAAGAAGCAGCUUUGAACGAAAUGUGCGUAGUUCUUGGUGGAGGGAUGAGAGCUGAAGAGAUCAAAGAACUUUGGGCAGAAUAUGAAAACAAUUCCUCUGUAGAGGCUAAUCUCGUUAAGGAUUUUGACAAAGUUGAAAUGAUUCUGCAAGCAUUGGAGUAUGAAAUGGAACAUGGAAAAGUGCUGGACGAGUUUUUCAUUUCCACAGCAGACUGAUCUAGGGAAGAGUUGGGCAGCUGAGAUCAUUUCUAGGAGAAAUACACAGCUGGGCGAAAUCCAGAACUGAUUUCCUCUUUGCAGUCAAAGCCGUUCCUUUUCUGAAGACACACCCUAUGUGCAUGUUCCCAGUACUGCAGGGAAAUUACAUGACCUAAACAAGUCUGAUAUAACAACUCUGGAGAUAUAGGCGAGAAAAGAGCAAGGAAAAUGUCAGAUAGGUGAAGACUGCUAACUGAACUGAACAUGGAAGUAGGAAACCCUCUUUAUACUUCAUAAUUUUGAAUUUCCCAUUAGUCACUUUCUCUGAAUACAUCAGUUAGAGGUCUGCUAAACUUUCUAACUUCUGUUACUAUAGACUUGCUAAAUUUUGAAUGAAUAGGAUCAAACAUUACGCAGGAAAUGGUAUCUUUUUUACAUCUCUGGGUUGAGCAGACCCGAAAACGUAAUAAGGUUUGGUAAUUGGGUUUGGCGAGGUCAGUCUCAGUGUUCCAACCCAACUCAAUGACAUUGUUCACAUGGUGAUCUGAUCUCUCUGUCACAAUCAUGAAUAGAAAGCUUCUGAUAAUUUAGAGGCCCUUAAAUUCCUACGUAGUAUGAUGAGCUUUAGUGGGAAGGCUAUGAUCUUUCACGUUCAGGUUAACAAGUGUUUUUCACUUGUGUUCACUCAUGUUUGUUUGUGCAAACGUGUGUGUCAAAUCUAUGGUUCCUUUUACUUUUCGUAGCCAUUCUAGCCUUCUAGAUAGAUAUGCAUCGCACCAACAUAUUUUGUUGGGAAAUAUUCUCUCAUGAGUCUCAUUAUUGUGGUGAGGUCGGUAUUUAACUCCAAAUAAACACAUAACGUCAGAUUCUGUUA
This is a messenger RNA of Argentina anserina (silverweed cinquefoil), 1638 nucleotides long. Its product is annotated as 5'-deoxynucleotidase hdd1. Gene Ontology annotation, cellular component: cytoplasm. The record is from RefSeq and is a predicted model, not a curated record. Lineage: Eukaryota; Viridiplantae; Streptophyta; Magnoliopsida; Rosales; Rosaceae. Gene Ontology annotation, molecular function: 5'-deoxynucleotidase activity. The transcript has 8 exons. Bases 90 to 782 code for a protein of 230 amino acids.